UGAAUGGAGGCACGCAGGCUUCAGCACUGCCUCGCUUUGACGUGACAGGACCGUAAUUCACACCAAAACAAAGUCCUCCAAACUGGAUUUGCUAAAACGUUGGAUUAUUUUUUGGGGAAUUUUUUUUUAUUUUCUUAUUUUUUUCUCCCCCAUUCAUCUAACCACCCGGGAUUUUAUCAUCACCACCCGGAAGCUUCUGCAACUGGAUGAUUUUUUUUAAUUUUAAUUAUCAUUUCAAUUGCUGCGGGAGAUUAAAUCUGGUGCUUUGUCAGAAAUUUAAAGAUUUGCCUCGGAAGCUUAAAACAAAAUGUGAAUCCGAGUCCCGUGCGGUGGUGAAGCUGUGGGUCCAAACAGCUGUGUCGUGUCGAGACAUUCGUGGAUUAACCUUUCUUUUCCCUCCCCCCUUUUCUUCCUUGACAAUCUCCAUACAUUUCUCCCUCAAAAAUAGGGGGAAAAAGAGCGCCAAAAUGCGCCUGUUUUUAAAGCAAUCAACCACAUGAGUGGAGGCCACUCUAACAAACAAACAGUGUGCUACAAUUCUCCUUCUUUUCUCCAUAACUGCUGAAAUUAACCUGCUGGGAAAUAUGGAGGGUGAGGUUUUCAGCCCUCUGCUGGAGCACUUCAUGCUGUCGCCUCUGGUCUGCUGGGUGAAGACUGCAGGACAGCCCAAAGUGACAGAUGGCAACAAACUAUCCGAAUAUGUGGAAUUAGUGGAUGGAGUUUACCUCAAUGAGGUCAUGCUGGAGAUAAACCCCAAGGCCACGGUGCAGAGGACCAACAAGAAGGUGAACAAUGACCCCACGCUGCGCAUCCAGAACCUUUCCAUUCUCAUCCGGCAGGUCAAAGCCUACUAUCAGGAGACGCUGCAGCAGCUGGUGAUGAUGCCCCUACCGAAUGUGCUGGUCCUUGGCCGCCACCCUCUCACUGAGCGAGGUCUGGAGGAGAUGAAGAAACUGCUGCUGUUGCUGCUGGGCUGUGCAGUGCAGUGCGAGAAGAAGGAGGACUACAUCGAACGCAUCCAGACUCUGGAUUUCGACACCAAAGCAGUCAUUGCGUCCCACAUCCAAGAGGUGACGCACAACCAGGAGAACGUAGUGGACCUCCAGUGGUUGGAGAGCGGGGAGAUGCCACCUGAUGACCUGGAGAAUCUGUCCAGGAACCUGGCGCUCCAUCUCAAACAUGUGGUGGACGAGCGGGACACACAAUUGGAGAGUAUCGUGGAACUAACCCAGGAGAGAGACUGUGUCCAGCUGUCCCCGCUUGGUCCCGGUCCGGCCCACUCCCCCAACGGAUCCCCCAGCAUGAGGAGGACGGAGAGCCGGCAGCACCUUUCCGUGGAAUUGGCUGAUGCCAAGGCCAAGAGCCGACGUCUGCGGCAGGAAUUGGAGGAAAAGAGCGAGCAGCUCCUUGACACCCGGCAAGAGCUGGAGAACAUGGAGGUGGAGCUCAAGAGGCUUCAGCAGGAGAGCUACCAGCUGCUGUCGGACGCCCGCUCGGCCCGGGCGUACCGCGACGAGCUGGACGCCCUCCGGGAAAAAGCCAUCCGCGUGGACAAACUGGAGAGCGAGCUGAGCCGCUGCAAGGAGAGGCUUCAUGACAUCGAGUUUUACAAGGCCAGAGUGGAGGAGCUGAAGGAGGACAACCAGGUGCUGCUCGAGACCAAAACAAUGCUAGAGGAACAACUGGACACCGGCAGGACUCGAUCUGAUAAACUUCACCUCCUGGAGAAAGAAAAUCUGCAGCUAAAAUCCAAAAUGCAUGACCUGGAGAUGGAGCGAGACUCCGACCGUAAAAGGAUGGAGGAGCUGUUGGAGGAGAAUCUUGUGCUUGAGAUGGCCCAGAAACAGAGCAUGGAUGAGUCCUUGCACCUGGGCUGGGAGCUAGAACAGUUGUCCAAAACACCAGAUUUGACUGAAGCCCCUCAGAAGUCUCUGGGCGAGGAGGUGAACGAGCUGACGUCCAGCCGCCUGCUGAAGCUGGAGAAGGACAACCAGACCCUGCUGAAGACGGUGGAGGAACUAAGGGGAGCUGCCAGUCACGACAACGUCACAAAACUGGGCAAAGUCAGCCAGGAGAACCUGACUCUCAGCCAAAAACUGCAGCAGCUGGAAAGCGAAUUGGCGGCGGAAAGAGAGUCGCUCUGCAGCGCGGAGUCUCUGAGCACUGACCUGAUGAAAGAGAAGGCUUUGCUGGAGAAGACACUGGAAACCCUCAGAGAAAACUCAGAGAGACAGCUCAAAGGUCUGGAACAGGAGAACAAACACCUGAGCAAUACGGUGUCGUCACUGCGUCAGCGCUGCCAGGUGGGCGCCGAGGCUCGGGUUAAGGACGUGGAGAAGGAGAACCGCAUCCUCCACGAGUCCAUCUGCGAGACGACGGGCAAACUCAACAAAAUGGAGUUUGAACGGAAACAACUACGGAAAGAACUUGAAGCCAUGAAGGAGAAAGGCGAGCGAGCGGAGGAGUUGGAGAUUCUGGUGCAGAAACUGGAAAGGGAUAACGAGAGUUUGCAGAAGAAAAUCGCCAGCCUGGGAAUCACCUGUGACAAGGUGUCUUCAUUAGAGAAGGAGAACACCGAGCUGGAGGCAGAGGGCCGCCGCCUCAAGAAAAAGCUGGACACUCUCAAGAACAUGGCCUUUCAGCUGGAGGCGCUGGAGAAGGAGAACUCCCAACUGGAGCAGGAGAACCUGGAGCUGCGACGCUCGGCCGAGAGCUUCCGCUCGGCAGGCGUCAAGGCCGUGCAGCUGGAGGCCGAGAACAGGGAACUGGAGAGUGAAAGGAGCCAGCUGAAGCGCAGCCUGGAGCUCCUCAAAGCAACAUCUAAGAAGACGGAGAGAUUAGAAGUGAGCUACCAGGGCUUGGAUACGGAGAACCAGCGCUUGCAGAAGGCGUUGGAGAACAGCAGCAAGAAGAUCCAGCAGUUGGAGACGGAGCUGCAGGAGGUGGACUCUGAGAACCAAACCCUUCAACGUAGCCUGGAGGAGCUCAAGAUCUCCAGCAAGCGCCUGGAACAAUUAGAGCAGGAGAACAAGACACUGGAGCAAGAGAGCUCCCAGCUGGAGAAGGACAAGAAGCUCCUGGAGAAGGAGAACAAGCGACUGAGACAGCAGGCCGAGUUCCGCGACUCCAAGCUGGACGACAGCAAUCAGCGCAUCUCCAGCUUAGAGAAAGAGAACCGCACCAUGGGCAAGGAGAUGAUCUUCUUCAGAGACUCGUGUACGCGGGUCAAAGACCUGGAGCGGGAGAACAAGGAGCUGCUGAAACAAGCCACCAUUGAUAAGAAGACCUUUAUCACGCUCAGAGAGGAGUUAGUGAGCGAGAAGCUACGCACACAGCAGACCAACAACGACCUGGAAAAACUCACCCACGAGUUGGAGAAGAUUGGUCUGAACAAGGAGAGGCUGCUGCAUGACGAGAACUCGGACGACAGGUUUAAGCUCCUGGAAAGCAAACUGGAGUCGACUCUUAAGUCCUCGUUGGAGAUCAAGGAAGAGAAGAUCGCCGCGCUAGAGGCCAGGCUGCAGGAGUCGUCCAACCUUAAUCAGCAACUUCGACAAGAGCUCAAGACAGUGAAGAAGAACUACGAGGCUCUGCGGCAGAGAGAGGAGGAGGAGAGGAUGGUGCAGAGCUCGCCCCCUAGAGGAGGGGAGGGCCCACAGGCGGUCAGUAAAUGGGAAAAGGAGAGUCGCGAGGCCACCAGGGAGCUGCUGAAGGUUAAGGACAGACUCAUCGAGGUGGAGAGGAACAAUGCCACGCUGCAGGCAGAGAAGGCGGCGCUGCGGAGCCAGCUCAAACAACUGGAGGGGCAGAGCUCCAACCUGCAGGCGCAGAUUGUCGCCGUGCAGAGGCAGACAGCCUCCUUGCAGGAGAACAACACCACUCUGCAGACACAGAACGCCAAGCUGCAGGUGGAAAACUCCACCCUGAGCUCACAGGGCGCCGCCCUCAUGGCCCAGAAUGCUCAGCUGCAGAGCCAGCAGAGCAGCGUGGAAGGCGAGCGCGAGAGCGCAAUAAAAGAGAAGGAGGAGCUCCGGUCCACCUACGAGCUCCUCCUCCGCGACCACGAGAAGCUGGCAGCACUCCACGAUAGACAGGCGACCGAGUAUGAGGCCCUCAUCGGGAAGCAUGGCGGUCUGAAGAGCUCCCACAAGAGUCUGGAGCAGCAGCACCGAGACCUGGAGGACAAGUACAAGCAGCUCCUACAGAGGAAAGGAGAUUUGGAAGAUCUGGAGAAGAAUCUGAAGGAGCAGCAAGAUAAAAUUUCCCUGGAGAACCAGAACCACCGAGCCACAGCCGACCAGUGCAAACUGCUCAAAGAGGAAAACGACAGACUGAACACAACGUACCGACAGCUACUGAAGGACAACGAGAACCUCCAGGUGGAUCACAAAUACAUCAAGAGUCAGCUGAACAGUGCUAAGCUGGAGCAGACCAGGCUGGAGGCCGAGUUCUCCAAGCUGAAGGAGCAGUACCAGCAGCUGGACAUCACCUCCACCAAGCUGACCAACAAGUGUGAGCUGUUGAACCAGCUGAAGGGUAACCUGGAGGAGGAGAAUCGUCACCUGCUGGACCAGAUCCAGACCCUGAUGCUUCAGAACCGCACCCUGCUGGAGCAGACCAUGGAGAGCAAAGACCUGUUCCACGUGGAGCAGAGACAGUACAUCGACAAGCUGAACGAGCUGAGGAGGCAGAAGGAGAAACUGGAGGAGAAGAUCAUGGACCAGUACAAGUUCUAUGACCCCUCGCCUCCACGCAGGCGGGGAAACUGGAUCACUCUGAAGAUGAAGAAGCUAAUCAAGCCCAAAAGCCGGGAGAGGAUGCGCUCCCUCACUUUGACGCCGUCACGUUCCGAAUGCGGCGACGGUUUCCUGUCUUUUCCCUUGGACAGCCAGGACAGCUCGUCCAUCGGCUCCGGUUCCAACUCGCUAGACGACACUCUCACGCAAAAGAGGAGCAGCAGGAGGAAAGGGCAGCGGUGCCUUGCCCAAGGGCAAGGCUCAACCAAUGCUUUAAAAAGGUUGCCUUUCAUGAGGAACAGAUCCAAGGACAAGGACAAGGCCAAGGCCAUCUACCGGCGCUCCAUGUCCAUGAACGACCUGCUGCAGACCAUGGCGGUUGCCAGCUGCCCCGGAGCCGACUGGGCCGGCAGCACCGACAUCCUAGAUGCCGCCGAAACGGGAGAUGUGGGUCGGCGCGGCGGCCAGCGCAUGAAGGAACUCGCCUUUUCCACCAAUGCCAUCGACUGUGCGGCACUCACGCUGCCCUCUGCUGGACACAGGAGGGCCAAGCACAGGCUCCAGGUCAAAGAUAACGCCUCCUGCGAAGAUGUAGCAGCCUCCUCAGAUGACCCAAAGAGUCAAGCCUCCAGACCCUCCAGUUUCCAUAGCAACAGGACCACCAGUAGUAAUAGUAACAAUAACUCCCAGCUCACCUCUCCCCUGGAGGGCAAAGGCACGUUGAACGGCAGCCUGAGUCGUCCUCACAGCGAGAGCAGCGGCGAGUUCAGUCUGAGUUUGGACCAGGAGGCGUGGUCAAGCAGCGGCAGCAGUCCCGUCCAGCAGCCUUCGUCUUCGCGCUCGUCCCACCAGAGCCCCGUGCCCACCCGGUGCUCCUUGGAGCCGCCGAGCAACGCCACGGGAAGCACCGCCCCGCUUCAGAUCAGGAAGACGGCGUCGCCGGGCAGCGAGGUGCUUUCUCUGCAGCAGUUCCUUGAUGAGGGCAUCGACCCCGCAGAGUCGGGCAGCCAGGAGAACCUGACCGUGGACUCUCCUCGCCUCUCCACUUCGUCUGACCGCACCCCCAAAGAGCGCCCCGCCACCAAAGGGCGCGGCAUACUACGCUCCUCCAGCGGGAAAGCGGCGCCGGUCAGCGCCGAUCGCCCGCCCAGGUCCUCGGGGCAACCGGGGCGCCCGACCCUGCGCAAGGCGGAGAGCACCCGCGUGAGGGGCUCGGCCCGGCCCAGCCUGUCCACGCAGGGCAAGGCCACGUCGGUGUCGGAGCGCCUGGACUCGGCCUCGUCCACGCUGCCCCGCGCCAGCAGCGUCAUCUCCACGGCGGAGGGCAGCUCGCGGCGCACCAGCAUCCACGACAUGCUGUCUAAGGACAGCCGCCAGCCCGUGUCCGUCGACGCGUCACCUCCUGCCGGUCCCGCCAAACCCGGGCUCCGUGCCCAUCCCGCACCCAGUGAGUACCACCCAAAGGUACCCUCUAACACCACCAUGCCAAAGUCCACCAGCUUACCCUGCCAUAGCGGGGACGACCCCGACCUCCCGACCCUCGAGUCUUUCCUGGGCCCUUCCUUCACCGCGGAGUCGGUCUUCAUGGACUCAAUCUUUAGCGAGUCUUCGGGCAAAAACCUCCCCUUCCUGUCCCUCAACCCCACCCUGGUCAGCAACAUCAGCGGACCCCCCGCCGCUAACUACACCUCCGGCCAGAACCAGACCACCCAGCAGAGCCAAUCAGACGACCUGCAGAGGUCCGGUCCAGAACCUGUGGACCAUUUGGACUCAGAGGAGAACCAGUCGCUGUGGUUCGAGUACGGGUGUGUGUAAAGGACGGAAGGGGAGGUUCUGGCCUGCUGACAGACGCUCACACAACUCGUGCAUGAAUAUUUCUUUUUUUCCCUCUUAUGGUGUUCUGAUCUGUUCCUCACUAGUUUUGACCGUGACUAUUACCUGCAUCAGGGCUAUUGUUCCAGUCAAUAGCCUGGUCCCACCCAGAAACCAAUGUCAUUUUCCACCUGCACCUUUUUCAAGCUCGCAUUUAAAUGGCUUUUUCUUUGGUUUUGGUGCUUACCGUAUUUCCUUGAAUUGCCGCAGGGCAUAUGGGUCAAACUCGCUUCGCAAAAUAAUUAGCGCAUGCUUAGUAUUACCGCCUGGUCAAACUCGUGACGUCACGAGUGACACUUCCCCUGUCAUCAUUUUCAAAAUGGAGGAGGCUGAUUUCAAUACCGGUAAUUUGAAAUCGCAUAAAGGGAAGAAGAUUAAGAGCUAUUCAUUAGGAUUUAAGGUCCAAGCUUAUUUCACACUGAAAUUUUUACUGCAUGCCUUUGGUAAGUGCCGGAGUGAGAAGAGGUUUUAAAAUAAUUAGCGCGUGCUUACUUUUACCACAUGCCUUUGGUAAGCGCAGGAGUGAGAAGAGGUUUUAAAUUAAUUAGCGCCCCGGCGGCAAUUCAAGGAAAUACGGUGUGUGAUUUCCCCCGGGAAGUGGGCUUCUUCUUCCUCAUAUUUGACCCGGUGACUAAAGUGGCGUUGGCGGAAGUGAAAAGCGAGUUUGCGUGAAGGUCGUAACGAAAGUGAUGCUGGGGACUUGUACAUACGCGCUAACUUAUAACCUCUCAAAGACGAGCACUGCUUCCUGUGCUAACUUGUAGAGUCUUUAUUUAUUCCCUCUAGCUGUUGUUGUUAUUAUUAUUAUUAUUAUGUGUGUGUGUGUGUGUGCGUGCACGUGUAACAACCACAUUGCUUUGUCCCACAGAUGUGGAGGGCAGAAAGUCAAAAAGCAGGAGUGGCGAGCCGCCAAGUUGCUAAGCCCCGCCCACGUCUUCCCUCUGAUGGGGGCGCGUGGUGAGUGAGUGCGGGUGGUUUGGGUGGAUGGUGGGUGCUUGUCUCCAUGGGAACCUCCAACAUGGUGUCAUACCUUACUCCCUGCCCCGAAACUAAAACCACAGACGCCUCCAACAUGGCACUCCAUGUGGCCUUUUUUUUUCUUAGUUUGUUUGCAUGGCUUUUUGUGUGUUGCUAUGACGACACCUGCAGUUCCCGGCCGGCUGCUUCCUGUUUCCUUUCAUUCCCAUCAUCAUCAACUUCCUUUCCUACUUCCUGUCAGUCUCUUAAGUGUGUAUCAGCCCUCACAUUUCAGCACGCAUCCUAUCAAGGGGACAAUACUAUAGAAAUGAUGCACUUUGAAGUACCGUAUUUUCCGCACCAUUGAACACACCGUCAUACGUACAAGCCGCACCCACUAAAUUUUAGAAGAAAAAAAUAUUUUCUAUAUAUAAGUUGUAAAAAUAAGUUAUUUACACACAAACAUAAAUUAUUAAAACCCAAUUGUUUCCAAACAGUGACUGUAGCUAUGUGAGCUAGCUUCAAUCCUCUAAACCAGGAGAUAAAUUUGCUAAGUAUAAAAAUGAGCCGGAAUUUUUGAAUGAAAGAAACUGCUAUGCUAAAUGUGUCCACUAGAUGUCACAAUAGCAAUUCUUUGUAUAUUUGUCGAUGAUGCUAAAUAUGUAAAAAAAAUAAUAAAAAUAAACCACAUGAUGUUAGUGCACCAGUUGAGGAAAGUAAUUUGAUUUUGAUAUUAUAUUUUUAUCUUUAUAGAUUGAAAAUUAACACCAAUGAGUUGACUGAUGUACAUUAUCACAUAAUUUAAUCAGAAAGUAUAAAUAACGGCAAAAAAAGUUAGAAUACUAUUAAACACAACAUGUAAGUGUAAAAAAAAAAAAGCAACAACAUUAUGAUUUGUAAAUUUUCUUGUUCUAUUUUUAAACAAAGAAAACAAUCACAAGUUGUCUUUAUUUUUAAGUUAUCGUGCCGUUAUUUUACCAGUCCGGCCCACUUGGGAGUACGUUUUUCUCCACGUGGCCCCCCAUCUAAAAUGAGUUUGACACCCCUGCUCUAAAGAGAUUCAAAAACUCCAGUGACGUUUUAGUGAAUUUUUGAAACGGAAACAACACAAAAAAAAAUCCAUUUUAAAUUAUCAAUUCUAAAACAGACACUCGUGAAUGUGUUAGCAUAUUAGCUGAUGCUAACGAUGCAAGCUUCACGUGCAAAUAUGCAUGAAAACACUUGGGACGGUGUAGUAAGGAAAAAUUGUUGUAGUUAUAUUGCAAAACUCACAAACGUUGCUCAGAGUGAUGAAUGAAGAACCCAUGCGAGUAGGAACGUUAAGGACGGCUAGGAGACGGAACGGCACUUGUACUUUAGGUUUUAAGCUCGAAACAGAAAGGCACUGCAGCACCUGCAAUAAGAAUAACACACCUUUUCAGUGUCUUUGCUUGUUUUUUGUUUUUUUUUACUGUUUCCAUAAUCCAUAAAUUAAGCCACCGGGUUCAAAGGGUAGGUAAAAUAAUUGCAGCUUAUAGUUCGUAAUUUACUGUACAGCUUGUAUAGCAGCAGGAAUUAAUUGUACACACUUAUUAUUGUGUAUCACAGUGAACACCAGCGUUCCCUCAAUGAAACCUCAUCUCUCUCAAAUCCGGCGGCACUCGUGCACGUUAACACCACCUUACUUGACCGUGGGCAAGACACAAUCAUUUUUCUCCUCACUUUCUAUUUAGACUUUUUUUCACAAGCUAUACACGGACUACUCUUAAAAAUAGAAUAAUAAUUUUAGACUCUUUCACAUGCUAUACAAGCUGUACACGGACUACUCUAAAGAAAAUAAGACUUUUGACUAUUUUUAGUAGUGACCCUUGACAAGAUACGCUGUCAUGAAAAUACUGAGAUGUCCUUUUCUUGCCUACUUGUUUCUGAACUGCUCUCUCCAUCUUCACACUCUUCUUCUAUUUUUCUUCUUCUUGCCUUGCCGGGGAGCUCAGCAAGCGAGGUGGCCUUGGAGUGUCGGAAGCCGAGUAGAGAGCGGCGUCCGCAGGGAGGAGAGAGAAAAAAAAGAUUGUAAAAUCCUGCGUGUUUAUUUCUUCCCGCGCCUGAGUAGAGAACGUUUGCCUCCGUCUCUCUUUGGUUUUUUUUUUCUUCCUUGAAUCAAGGAAACAGACGAAGAUGUACCAGUUAUUUCCCUGUUCCCCUUUUUUUUUUUUUUGUUUGUUUGUUUGUGGCGGACUGCACUGCAACGUGUCCUUCAGCGUGAUGGACUGUGACGAUACACUACACUUUGUGGAAAAAUGAAAGACGAUUUAAGUGCCAAUGUUCAAGUCACAGCCAAAAAGAGGAGAAAAGGGAGAUUGUGUUUGAGCAGCACAAUUGAUUGACGGCAUGGUUCAAGUCUCACAUGCUUCCAACUGGAGAACGACAAUGUGCAUGGAGCAGUCAGUGGACCAAUCAGCACGCUUCGUCUGGAUUCAAAAUGACUGCAUAAGCCAUGACAGUUGUGUGUGUGCGUGUGUACACGUGUGUCUCAUCUUAACUUGCGUAACAAUAGGAUCAAGUAAGUCAGUUCUCUGUCAUCUUACUCUCACACACAUUAAUCAGAAAAGCACACACACACUCUUUCUCUCAGUAAGCCAACUUUCAAAAGUGUCUAGCUGACCUUUGACCUGCAGAGCAUUAUUGUUGCCGUGACGACAAACACAAUGGCGCUGGCGAGUUUUCCUCUUUUUCCACUUUUGCAUAAAUCCAUUUGAUGUCAUUAAAAUUCAUCAAGAGCAA
Molecule: messenger RNA, 10325 nt
Organism: Nerophis ophidion (straightnose pipefish)
Lineage: Eukaryota; Metazoa; Chordata; Actinopteri; Syngnathiformes; Syngnathidae
Product: girdin-like
Exons: 36
Coding region: 585-6551 (1988 amino acids)
Biological process (GO): cytoskeleton-dependent intracellular transport; cytoplasmic microtubule organization
Cellular component (GO): centrosome; cytoplasm
Molecular function (GO): microtubule binding; dynein light intermediate chain binding
Source: RefSeq, a predicted model, not a curated record